AUGGGGCUCCACGAAGAGCUGCAGAGGGACUCGGUGGCGGCAGCAGCAGUCAUGCUGGGCGUAGCUCAACGGCCCUCGGAGGCUGGCCAGGACCCUGCGCUGAGCAUGAGCCACCCAUUCUACGAUGUGGCCAGACAUGGCAUCCUGCAGGUGGCAGGAGACGACCGCUUCGGGAGAUGCGUGGUCACCUUCAGCUGCUGCCGGAUGCCCCCAUCACACCAGCUCAACCACCAGCGGCUCCUGGAAUACCUCAAGUACACGCUGGACCAGUAUGUGGAGAGUGACUACACCCUUGUCUACUUCCACUACGGCCUCAACAGCCAGAACAAGCCUUCCCUCAGCUGGCUGCAGAGCGCGUACAAGGAGUUCGACAGGAAGUACAGAAAGAACCUAAAGGCUCUGUACGUGGUGCAUCCCACCAACUUCAUCAAAGUGCUGUGGGGCUUCUUCAAGCCCUUCAUCAGUCACAAGUUUGGGAAAAAGAUCACCUACUUCAACUACCUGAGUGAGCUGCGGGAACACCUGGCGUGCGAGCAGCUGCCCAUCCCACCGGAGGUUGUCCGGUACGACCAGCACCUUCGGAGCCUGCACAGGGGCCAGCCGCUCCCUGCAGCCAAGACGCCGCCGCCGCGGCCGCCGCUGCCCACACAGCAGUUCGGGGUUAGUCUGCAAUACCUCAAAGACAAAAACCACGGUGACCUCAUCCCGCCUGUGCUGAGAUCCACGGUGGAGUACCUGAGAGAAAAAGGACUCCGCGCUGAAGGCCUCUUCCGGAGAUCGGCCUGUGUUCAGACCGUGCGCGAGGUACAGCGGCUCUACAACCAGGGGAAGCCGGUGAACUUUGAUGACUACGGGGACAUCCACGUCCCCGCUGUGAUCCUGAAGACCUUUCUCCGGGAGCUGCCACAGCCGCUGCUCACCUUUGAGGCCUAUGAGCAGAUCCUGGACAUCACCAACGUGGAGAGCAGCCUGCGUGUGAACCGCUGCCGCCAGAUCCUGCAGGGUCUGCCCCAGCACAACCACGCCGUGCUCUGCUUCCUCACAGGCUUCCUGCACGAGGUGUCCCGGGAGAGCCUUUUCAACAAGAUGAACAGCUCCAGCCUGGCCUGCGUCUUUGGCCUGAACCUCAUCUGGCCGUCCCAGGGGGCGUCCUCACUGGGCGCGCUGGUACCCCUCAACCUGUUCACCGAGCUGCUCAUUGAGUACUACGAAACCUUGUUCCCCGCCUCGGCCGAACCUGGGGAGCCCAGCCCCGGGGAGCCCCGCUCCGGGGAGCCCAGCCCCGGGGAGCCCCGCUCCGGGGAGCCCAGCCCCGGGGAGCCCCGCUCCGGGGAGCCCACCGAGGCCAGCUGA
Ochotona curzoniae (black-lipped pika) is the source of this 1353-nucleotide messenger RNA. It is a transcript of the gene ARHGAP8, whose product is annotated as Rho GTPase activating protein 8. Lineage: Eukaryota; Metazoa; Chordata; Mammalia; Lagomorpha; Ochotonidae. The transcript is spliced from 13 exons. The record is from RefSeq and is a predicted model, not a curated record. Gene Ontology annotation, cellular component: cytoplasm. The coding region runs from base 1 to 1353 and encodes 450 amino acids. Gene Ontology annotation, molecular function: GTPase activator activity. Gene Ontology annotation, biological process: negative regulation of endocytic recycling; small GTPase-mediated signal transduction.